Messenger RNA from Labeo rohita (rohu), 1729 nucleotides. It is a transcript of the gene dennd10, whose product is annotated as DENN domain containing 10. Lineage: Eukaryota; Metazoa; Chordata; Actinopteri; Cypriniformes; Cyprinidae. The transcript has 9 exons. Gene Ontology annotation, biological process: protein transport; regulation of early endosome to late endosome transport. The record is from RefSeq and is a predicted model, not a curated record. Gene Ontology annotation, cellular component: late endosome. Gene Ontology annotation, molecular function: guanyl-nucleotide exchange factor activity; small GTPase binding. The coding region runs from base 424 to 1473 and encodes 349 amino acids.
CGGAAGAAGCAUGUUGGUCACUUGACCAGUAGUGGAUUGUUACUGUUUAUGAUAAGUUUUCGUUUUAUGUGUUUGUCGUUUUCCUCUCUAUUUUUUUUCCUUUGAUACACUUACUCUGGGGAAUUACUGCAACUCAACAACUGAUUCAUAUACAGUGAUAUGCUAGAAAGUAUUUGAUAAUUAAUAACGUUCGGCUUUAAUGAGAAAACUGUUCCUGGAUUCAAACGCUUAAACAUCUAUUUCGCAAGAAGAAUCGUAUUUUUGACAUUAUAAUCAUUUUCCGGAUAAACGUUCCCGGCACAUUUGACAGUGGGUUAUGUUUGUUUGCGCUGACAUUUGCAUGUGUUUUCCAAACUGUAAACAUAAAUGGUUUACAAAUCAUUGAAGUAUUAGAAACAGAUUAACGUGGAUAAGGAAUGGAAUAUGGCUACAUCUGAGAUGAUGCUGAGUCUUGGACUAAUUGAGAAAGAUGUAAAUGCAGACACGCUAUGGGUUUGGUGUUAUCCUUCCAUCAGUGCUGAUCUGCGAGAGGUUCUGUUGAGAAAAUGUUGCCUGCCAUUGAACAAUCAGGUGCUGCACACAUUUGUGUUUGGACAGUACUGCCGAACCUGGUACUACAUCACCACUGUCGAGGUUCAGGAGCCAACUGCGCUUAAAAAGGUGACACAUUUCUCAGUAGUUAUCACAGCUAAGGACUUCAAUCCUGAAAAAUAUGCUGCAUUCAGUAGAGUUCUGUGCAGGACGUAUAUCAAACAUGGAAGUCCUGUGAAGAUGAUGGAAUGCUACAUUGCUGUUCUGACCAAAGGGAUAUGCCAGAGUGAUGAGAACGGCUCCUUCCUUAUCAAAGAUUAUGAUGUCAGGAAGGCCUACCUGGCUGGUUCCUUAAAAGAUGUUGUUUCACAAUUUGGUAUGGAGACCAUCAUCCUAUACACAGCACUAAUGUUGAAAAAAAGAGUAGUGGUUUAUCACCCACGGAUUGAGGCGCUGCUGGAGUUCACAAGAGCUCUUCCUGGACUGGUAUGGCAUAGGAAAGACUGGUCCAUCCUCCACCCUUUUGUUCACCUGGACGAUAAUGAGCUGGAAAACCUCAAGCUGUAUACAGGAUAUGUUGCAGGGUUUGUCGAUCCUGAAGUCAGAGACAGAUCUGAUCUGUUUGAUGUGUACGUUAAUCUUCCAGACAGUGAAAUCACUGUGUCACAAAAUGCCAAAGAGGCAAUGGCUAUGGGAAAACUCCAUAAAGAGAUCGGUAACUUCAUUGUCCAGGCUGCAGAGGACACUGAUCACACAGAUGCGCAGGUUAUUAAGGAUAUUUCAGUAAAAACUAAGGAGAUCCUCAGUAACCUGAUGUCUCUUGCUGAUGAAGCAGAGAACUCUAAAUUGACUUUGGAGACUCUGAAGCAGCGGCACUACCCUCCAGCGACUGAAAACUUCCUCUUCCACUUAGCAGCAGCUGAGCAGCUCCUGAAGAUCUGACCAAUCAAUGCAUCCCGUCCAACUGGUAUGCCUCACAGGAACUGAACAGAGAGGAACGUACCACCCUUUGUGAAUCACACAAUGAAUUGUAACAUUUGGAAGAAUCUGUGUAUAAUUCUGGAGGCUAAAGUUAUAUAAGAGCAAAAAUAUAUAUUUGUUAUAAAGAUAUAAAAUAUAGCUAUAACAUAAUAGCUAAACCUCAUGGGUGUAAUUAUGUUGAAUGUAACAUUUCUAGGCGAUAACAAGUCUGAGAUAA